AUGGUGUCCAUCGCAUUGCGGCAUGCCGGUAGACGAUGCGGAUUGACAUCAGCCCCCAGGAGGGCAACGCUGCCUGCGCCCGGGAGGCUACGUGAGAACGGCGUCUCUUCAUCGCCAUGGCGUUCAAUGAGCAGUUCUACUUGGAGACCGGUCUCUGUCCUAGACGAAUGGGUCGUGAGAGAGGCCCGCCCGAUCAGCUUGCGCCAGCUCAUGGUCUUUGGCCGCUCCCUUACCGAAUCGCGACUCUUGAGCUCUGCCAACUAUGUUCGAACUGAACUGCCAACUCGAAUAGCACAUCGCAUUCGAGACAUGCAACAACUGCCCUACGUCGUUGUCACGAACCCCCAUAUCAAAGAAGUCUACGAAUUAUACAAUAAUGCGUUCGACACCUUUCGCAAGAUCAAGGAGAUCAAGACCCUCGAGGACAAUGAAAAAUUCUGCCAAAUCAUCAGCGGAAUGCUCAAGGCGCACCUCACCGUCAUACCAAAGCUCUCCAUGGGCAUCUUGGAAAGCAGAGGCAGCAUGGACGCCAAGGACCUUGACAAAUUCAUGAAUACCGUUUUGCGAUCUAGAAUAUCAAGGAGAGUCAUCGCGGAGCAGCACCUCGCCCUUACAGAAACCUACCACUCCCCCUGGUUCUCCCCCGGCGCAAAGCUCUCCGAGUCCGAGUUCAUCGGCGAGGUCUUCAUAAAGUGCAUCGCAAAGGACGUCAUCGAGCGCUGCACCCGCGCCGUCCAGAGCCUCGCCCGCUCCACCUAUGGCCACGACGUCCAGGUCCCCGAGAUCAAGGUCGAGGGACACCUCGAGUCCAGCUUCCCCUACAUCCUCAGCCACCUCGAGUACAUCAUCGGCGAGCUCCUCCGCAACUCCGUCCAGGCCGUCAUAGAGCGAAGGCAACGGAGCAGCAAAGACAACAGCAACAACAAAACCAAAGACGCAGACGAUAAACCACCGCCGCCCAUCGAAGUCACCAUCUGCGAGGCGCAGCAGCACGUCAUCAUCCGCAUCUCGGACCAAGGAGGCGGCAUCCCGCGCGAAGAGCUCCCCUACCUCUGGUCCUUCUCAAAGGGCCCCCAGAGCCAGCGCCGCCUCGAGAACCUAGGCCGCGUGCCCAAAUUGGCCGCCACCAUGCAGGAGCUCCACGUCUCGGACGAGCUGGGCCGCGCCGACAUGAAGACCCCCAACAGCCACACUCACGCCCACACCCACGGCAACUCCCUCGCCUCCAUGACGAGCCGGCCGCCCGAUCUACGGCUAGGCAUGGGCCUGCCCCUGAGCCGGGUCUACGCCGAGUAUUGGGCCGGCAGCCUCGAACUGCAUAGUCUCGAGGGCUACGGCGUGGACGCCUUUCUUCAGAUUUCCAAGCUGGGCAACAAAAACGAGCAGUUGACGACCAGGGCCACGAUGGAUGCAGUAUAAGUGUUAGAAACGAUCUCUCAAGACACGGGGUGCAAAGGCGGCGCAAAUGUAACGAUACCAUACCGGCGACACACAAUAGGACUUCCUUUUUUUUCUGGGGACAGGAGCACACACACAUACACACACAUCAUCUACAUAGGUAGCAUUUUGUUACAGACACACACAUGAAACAAUUGGGAUUAUAAGGUAGACGCCUUUCUCAUUAAUUUUGGUAUCAUGAAAAGGUGAGCUGGAUUACAUUGUGACUAAGAAACAGUUGGGGGGAUAACUAAACGGGAAAAAAGGGGGUAACAGGUUCUUGGAAAGAAGAGAGCUCCCAAUGUAACGUCCAUCUCAUACCAUACCCAGAGGGCACGUUUUGUGUUUUUCUUC
This is a messenger RNA of Colletotrichum acutatum, 1791 nucleotides long. RefSeq names its product branched-chain alpha-ketoacid dehydrogenase. Gene Ontology annotation, biological process: protein phosphorylation; regulation of glucose metabolic process. Gene Ontology annotation, molecular function: pyruvate dehydrogenase (acetyl-transferring) kinase activity. NCBI's taxonomy places the organism in Eukaryota, Fungi, Ascomycota, Sordariomycetes, Glomerellales, Glomerellaceae. The record is from RefSeq and is a predicted model, not a curated record. The transcript has 4 exons. Gene Ontology annotation, cellular component: mitochondrion. Bases 1 to 1419 code for a protein of 472 amino acids.